This is a messenger RNA of Mizuhopecten yessoensis (Yesso scallop), 3602 nucleotides long. RefSeq names its product beta-1,3-galactosyl-O-glycosyl-glycoprotein beta-1,6-N-acetylglucosaminyltransferase-like. Gene Ontology annotation, molecular function: acetylglucosaminyltransferase activity. Gene Ontology annotation, cellular component: membrane. The record is from RefSeq and is a predicted model, not a curated record. The transcript has 4 exons. NCBI's taxonomy places the organism in Eukaryota, Metazoa, Mollusca, Bivalvia, Pectinida, Pectinidae. The coding region runs from base 371 to 1687 and encodes 438 amino acids.
GUCACCAUGUCUCACCGGGGUUAUAAUCAGCUUCUCACGUAGACAAGUCCACAGGGACCUGAUAAUUUGUUACAGCUAUGUUUUUACCUAAACUAAUGUUUUUAGGGUAAUUUUAUACGUUUUCGUGGUUUAUAUUAACUUUCGGUAAAUACAUGAUCAGUGGGGAUGGUAUUUUUACCGAAAGUUGAUCUACCCUCUUAAACGUAAACAAUUACUCUGAACACCUUAGUUGAUGUCCAAACAUAGCUGUAACAAAUUUUCAGGUCCCUGUGGACAGAUGUACAUCGCCAUCUAUAGAACUGGUAAAGCAAUCUAUCGCGGCGGAACUAGUGUUAUUUUCAUCCUGUGCUGAGACCAGCCACUAUGAAACAUGCAUUUAAGCCAGAUGCGGAUUGGGUAUACCUUUAUAUGUGCUAUAUCCCUGACAAGUGUCUGUCUGGGACUUCUGUAUCAGAUAUUGAUAACAAGACCAAUUCUGAAUGGUGAUAAAAGUCACUUAAUAUUACCAUCCACAAGCAGACCUAAAUCAAACCGACCUGUGUUUUCCUAUAGACGAACACGGGUAGACAUCAACUGUAGUGCACUAUUUGACGGGGUGGAAUCGGAGCUGUUAUUAGGCGACUCGCGGUGGAAUAUUACCAGUAAACAAUACGUGUCUGAUGACGUAUACAUAGAGGAAACUGUGGAUUGUGAUUCAUUCAUAGUGUCACGUGAUUACAUAACUAGUCCCUUAACAGAGGAAGAGGAACUUUUUUCUAUAGCGUAUUCACUUGUUGUUUACAAAGAUGCAAACCAAGUUGAAAGAUUACUACGCACGUUAUAUCGCCCACAGAACUAUUACUGUAUACACAUGGACGUAAAGUCGUCACCUGUCUUCCGGCGGGCCAUUUCCGGUGUAGCAAAGUGUUUUCCUAAUGUAUUUAUAUCAUCACAGUCGGUUUCUGUCAAAAGAAAGUCAUAUACAGUACUUCAACCCGACUUAAUAUGCAUGGAAUAUCUGUGGAAAUAUAGGAAAUGGAAAUAUCUAAUCAACGUCGCCGGUAACGAGUUCCCUCUUCGAACGAAUCUGGAAAUCGUCCAAAUACUGAAGACUUUAAAUGGAUCUAAUCACAUUCAAGGAAUAAUAAAAGCGGCAAACACAAACAGAUGGACGGGAGUUGGGGCGGCCCCUCACAACAUCCGUCCAGUAAAGGGAUCUAUGCACAUAGUAGCAUCGCGAGGAUUCGUGGACUACAUCCUACAUGACCCGGUAGCUCACGAUUUCAUGAAUUGGACACGACACACGGACUACCCUGAGGAAACGUUCUUCCCUUCUCUGAACUACAACCCCCAUCUGAAUGUCCCUGGUGGUUUUAAAGGGAAUCUAGAAGAGAAUGAACAACACCUGAGAUUUUUCGGACGUUUUGUAAACUGGGUUAACUGGAUUCACAAUACCGAUAAAUACAAGGCGGACUAUGCUUGUUAUGGUAAGAUCGUACACGGUAUAUGUAUAUUCGGAGUACGAGACCUUCCCUUAAUCAUCACUCGUCCGGAACUGUUCGUCAACAAAUUCUACAGAUACUAUCAGCCCUAUGUGAUGGACUGUUUGGAGGAACUCUUGUUUAACCGAUCAAGAGAGGACUAUUUUGAUAAACGGACGGUUAACACAGAUGUGUAUGCCAAACAGUACGGAUGGACAGGGCAAUAAUAAUUCACACGAAGUCACAUAUCCAAGUCUUACUUUCUUUCUUUUUAUUGGUUAUUUCCUCAACAGGAUACAACUGUCUUUUUCUUUCAUACUAGACCCGAGAUAUCCCUCGGGAUAAAAUAUUGAGCAAAAGACCCUCGGCAAAGCCCCGAGUCUCCUGUUCAAUCCUUGUCUCACCCUAGGGUUGAGACGAGGGGAUUCCCCUAUUUAUAACAAUGGUAUGACGUCACUUCAACAAUAUAAUCACGUCACGUCAUGUGUCCUGGAAUAUGUUUUAAAAUCAAGAAGGUUUUAACUGGUUACUAUACAUAUGUGUUUACAUUUGCUCUGAAUUGACAUUGUAUCACCUUACCAAACAAAAUCGAAAGAUAUCAGAUCACAAUUCUCACAUAAUUCCCAUUGGUGUAGUGAAAUGAACAACAUGUUCGUGACGUCAUGACUAAAUGACGUCGUUCAAUUAAGCGUAUCACGAAGAAAUUGUCGCAAUACGCAUUCCUCGUGGUAACUCAUCCUUCCAGAGAAAUUUCAGGCAAUAUGUUUUGUCAAAAAGAAUAGUAACACUAUCAAAUCUUUUAAUAUUGAAAGCCUUGAGAUUAUUUGUGAAGGAAGUGUGAAACUUUCAGGUGUGGAUAUUGACUUUCUUCUUAAAUUUGAUGUACAUAUAUCUCGCCUUUGCAGAAAUGCUGCUAAACAACUUGCUGUUUUAAAAAGACUGGGAAACAAUCUUACAAAGAAAGGAAAUAUUACAAUUUUGAAGUCUUUUAUUCUAUCAAAUUUUAACUAUUGUCCACUUUCCUGGCACUUUUGACAAAUACUCGAAAAAUGGAAAAAGUUCAGGAACGAGCACUUCGUUUUAUUGAAAAUGAUUAUGUUUCCCCAGUCAUUGAUAUUCUUAGAAAACGCAAACUUGAUUUUUUACAUGUAAAACGUAUGAAAGAUAUGGCCUCUGAGGUUUUUAAAAUUUUAAGAAAGUAUCUUAGCGAAUGCUUUCUCUGCCUAUAAGUUGGCGAACCACAAAAUGGCGUCACUACGGUAUGAAUGAAAAUGCUAGGAGUCGCUGCCAAAGACAUUUGCAUAUGAAUGAAAUGUGAAUGAAUGAAAUCCAUAUAAGGAGAUAUCAGCUACCAUAUAAGGACAGAAAGUCCAUAUAUAGUCAUAGAUGGCGUGGGUGUAGAAUAUGUAGUUCCACGUUAAGCAACUUUCGUAGUAUAAGCGAUCCCCUAGACACUUGCGUUACCGAACUCAUGUGUCAAAAAUGGUAAUCAUUGUGUAUGCUAUUUCUCAAUUUAUGUAAAAUUUAUUGUGGAGAGGGCCUUUGUAAUGUUCAUAUAACUUAUGCAAUAUAAUAUGUUUAAAUCAAAUGUGCCACACAUAAGUUAAUCCACAUUCGUCAAGAACAUUCUUUACAAACAUAAUCCACGAAGCGUCACGUUUGGUUUAUCAGUAUUAAACAUAUAACUAACUAUUUUCACUUAGUGAAUAUUGACUUAAACUUUUAUCGUCGUGUGUUUGUUUUGUUUGGAGUUUAACGCGUCCUUGCACCAGCCAUGGUCUUGGGGACGGAGUGGCUUUAGGGAGACACCACCGGAAAGGGGAAGUAGAAAGAAAGAAUUAAUGUGAAAGUAGACAGGAAACGAAAAAGAUCACAAGUGUUCCAAUGGGACAACAGAUCAAUUUGGGUCUCUUACAUGUCCUCUUUGAGGAGGAAGAAAAUGGCCCUUCGGUGUAUCUGUACAUAGAUAUACGUAGUUGUGUUUGUAGACUGUUGCGGCUGAUUCUAUUAUCAUGGACGUCGACGCUCCCUAUGUAUACGCUCACUAGGCUUACAGCCACACCUUUGACUGCUUACAAUAAACAUAUUGACUUUCAUGUAGAAGGUGCCAUGUUUUGUGCUGUUUUGACUGAAAGGUCACUA